Pogona vitticeps (central bearded dragon) is the source of this 3355-nucleotide messenger RNA. It is a transcript of the gene TSHR, whose product is annotated as thyroid stimulating hormone receptor. Gene Ontology annotation, cellular component: plasma membrane. Gene Ontology annotation, biological process: hormone-mediated signaling pathway; adenylate cyclase-activating G protein-coupled receptor signaling pathway; activation of adenylate cyclase activity. The record is from RefSeq and is a predicted model, not a curated record. Gene Ontology annotation, molecular function: G protein-coupled peptide receptor activity; thyroid-stimulating hormone receptor activity. NCBI's taxonomy places the organism in Eukaryota, Metazoa, Chordata, Lepidosauria, Squamata, Agamidae.
GAUGGCAACCAAAGGCCAGUCCUGGAAAUCGCCCCUCAUAUGCGGGCGUGUGAGAUGACUUUGGCGGUUUGUUAAGCCUCGGACUUCUAGCAAAGAUCCCGACUCUGGCCGUGGAAGUUGGAAGCAAGGGGCUGCCGGGUCUUCGCUGGAGAUGCCUUGAUGCCCGACGGGGCUUCGGGAGCGGUCUGGGCAGCGUCUAACCCGCUAAUAUUCCCAAAGGAACAGCCCGCCCGUUAUCCAAGCAGUGAACCUCGGAAAACCUGGACUCUCGGGAGAAGGUGUUUUUUCUGAAGAGACACAGGCCUUCCUCUUUUCUUGGUUACCUCUUUGAAUCUGUCAGUGGAGAAAGUCUACACAGCAAUGAAGUCGCUGCUGCGGCAGUAGAUUCAGGAAGAUGCAGUGGUUACCAGAGUUCCUUCAGCUGCUCCUUCUACUGGAAAUGGGACAGAGAAAUCAAGGCAUAGAAAUGUGCCCAUCUUCCCUGUGUGACUGCUCAGAUUGGUACCACUACAAAAUCACCUGCAUGGAGAUAAAGUUCAUCCCCAAACUUCCUCAGAGCACCCAGAUCUUAAGAUUUAUGGAAACACAGCUGAAAAAAAUUCCCAGUGAAGCAUUCAUCGGUCUGCCCAACAUCUCCAGAAUAUAUAUCAGCAUUGAUGCAGUGUUGCAGGUGCUAGAAGCGUAUUCUUUCAACAGUUUAAACAAAGUCACUCACAUAGACAUUCGGAAUGUUAGAAACCUAAGAUACAUACAUCCUGAAGCCUUUACAAAUCUACCCCUGCUGAAAUACCUUGUGAUCUUGAACACUGGACUUGGUGUUUUUCCUGACUUCACCAAAAUUGACUCAGUGGAUAUGACCUUUUUGCUCGAAAUUGCCGAUAAUCCAUAUAUGAGUUCAAUACCUGCAAAUGCAUUCCAUGGGCUGUGCAAUGAAUCCCUUAUACUAAAACUCUAUAAUAAUGGAUUUACCAGGAUAGAAGCACAUGCAUUUAAUGGAACAAAGUUGGAUUCUGUGUACCUCCAUAAGAACAAACAUUUAAGUAUUAUUCAUGAAGAAGCAUUUUCAGGUGUGCAAAGCGGUCCAAGCCUGCUUGACAUAUCUCAGACAGGUAUCACUAACCUUCCAGCAAGAGGACUGGAAAAUCUUAAAGAACUGAUGGCUCAAAAUACAUGGACUCUGAAGAAAUUCCCUCCAAUUAAGACUUUUCCGUAUCUAACUCAUGCGGUGCUCUCAUACCCAAGUCACUGCUGUGCUUUCAAGAACUGGAAAAAAGCCAAGGGAAUUCUGGAAUCCUUGUUAUGCAACCAAACUAACAAUUACAACUUCCGCAAGAGAAGGUCUACUGAUGCCUUGAGGAGUCCCUUUCACCAAGAUUAUAUGGAAGAGUAUUCAGAUUGGACUGAUGCAGUAUAUGAUGAAAACUCGAAAUUUAAGGAUGUGUAUGAGAAUCCUCAUUAUUAUGUCUUUUUUGAAGAGCAUGACAAUAGAGAAAUUGGGUUUGGCCAACAGCUCAAGAAUCCACAAGAGGAAAGUAUCACAACAUUUGACAGUCAUUAUGACUACAUAAUCUGUGCAGGUACUGAUGAUAUUAGUUGCACUCCAGGACCUGAUGAGUUCAACCCUUGUGAAGAUGUGAUGGGAUACAAAUUUCUAAGGAUUGUGGUAUGGUUUGUGAACUUGCUUGCCAUUCUGGGCAAUGCUUUUGUUCUUUUUAUUCUGCUCACCAGCCAUUACAAGCUGACCGUCCCACGCUUUCUAAUGUGUAACUUAGCCUUUGCUGACUUCUGUAUGGGAUUAUACCUUCUCCUGAUUGCUUCAGUGGAUCUUUACACCAGGGCAGAGUACUACAACCAUGCCAUUGAUUGGCAGACGGGUCCUGGUUGUAACACAGCUGGUUUUUUUACUGUCUUUGCUAGUGAACUGUCUGUCUUCACCUUGACUGCAAUCACCCUGGAACGUUGGUAUGCUAUUACCUUCGCCAUGCGCUUGGACAAGAAAAUCCGUCUCUGGCAUGCUUCUGUUGUCAUGCUGGUUGGUUGGCUUGUGUCUUUUCUUCUUGCCUUUUUACCAUUGGUUGGAAUCAGCAGCUAUGGAAAAGUCAGCAUUUGUCUUCCCAUGGAUACUGAAACGCCUUUGGAUCAAGCAUAUGUUAUAACUGUUUUAUUAUUGAACAUCAUUGCUUUCAUUGUCAUUUGUGCCUGUUAUAUAAAAAUCUAUGUCACUGUGCGGAACCCUCAGUAUAAGUCAGGGGACAAAGACACCAUCAUCGCCAAAAGGAUGGCUGUCCUGAUCUUUACUGACUUCCUAUGCAUGGCACCAAUUUCGUUUUAUGCCUUGUCUGCUGUGAUGAACAAGCCAUUGAUAACGGUCAGUAACUCAAAAAUCCUGCUUGUCCUGUUCUACCCACUCAACUCUUGUGCUAACCCCUUCCUUUAUGCUAUCUUCACGAAAGCUUUCCAAAGAGAUGUCUUCAUCUUACUCAGCAAGUUUGGAUUGUGUGAACAUCAGGCUCAGGUCUACAGGGGCCAAACCGUCUCCCCCAAGAACAGCAGUGGUUCUUACAGCCAGAAGAGCAGCCGAGGGACGGGUCAGAAUCUUACAAAUCUUCAAAGCAAGCCUCAUGACUCAUCUGGAGACUACUACCCAGCAGUCAUCCUGCAUACUCAAGGAAUCAUGGAAGAGAGUAAGCUGACCGUGUUAUAGCACCUGAAUGCUUACACUGUGGUUGGGUCAAUAAAAGGCUAAGUUAGAAAUCCUAUCAGUAAUGAUGUCAUAAGGAUAAGACUUCUCUCACUAAAGAAAGAAUCAUUUUUAGAUGUGUUCUGAUUUUCAUGAGCCUUUAAUCUAACCCUAAUAAGCCUUUAAUCUGUCUAUGAGAAUAUCAGGAGAUUCUUGUGAGAUUAGACCAGAGUCCUAUCUAGCCUAGCAUUCAAUUUCCAGGGUGAUGAGGUAGAUUCCUAUAGGAAGUCCACAAGGGGAACAUGAGCAUGGCAGCAUACUCCUGCUCAGGUUCCUCAAGGACUCACAGUCAUUGUUAGUCUUAUCCUUUGUCAAUUUCUCUAAUUCCCUUUUUAAGCCAUCCCUACUGAUGACUAUCAGUAGAUCUUACAGGAAAGAAUUCCAUAUGUUGUAUGAAGACAGACUUUCUUUGUCCUGAGAAACAAUUUACUUUUAUCGGUUUACCCCGUGUUCUCUUGCCUACUCUCUUCAGACUAUGUACAGUUUUAUAAUUUUUUUUGCCGCAUCUCUUCCUGCCCAACUUUUCUGCCUCCCUUCCUGCCUUCCUCUUUAGCUAAAUACUCCAAAUGUUAUAAUUGUUCUUAAGGGAGAAUUGCGCCAGCCCUUUGAUCAUUU